AUGAACUCCAACCAACUUGACCCUCGUAAGCAUCCUCUUCAAGCGAUUGUCGCUGCUAUCGGUGUUAAAGCACAAGAAGGAUGUCAAACGCGCUCAAGCCACUUCCAGGGACCAGCCGAUGUCAUCGCCAAGGUCUCAGGCGCCCAGAGCGGAGGGAAGAGAGAAGAUGGUAACUCUGAUCUUCCCAACAACAAAGGCACCCCUCGCCCUAACCCAACUUAUAGUAAGACUGUUGGGGGUUUGCCUCUCGUCAGCGAUACAUUCUUGUUGCAGAAGCAGCAGAAUUUUAACAGAUCCAAGACUCUAGAACGUGUGGUUAAUUCUUGCGGAGCUGGCGCUUUUGGUUACUUUGAGUGCACCCGGGACGUCACCGAACUCACGAAAGCCAACUUUCUUUCUUCUGUUGGAGACAAAACACCCGUUUUUGUUAGAUUCUCUACCGCAACUCUUGGAAGGGAGUUCCCAGACGCGGCUCGUAACCCUCGAGGCUUUGCUAUCAAGUUCUACACCAAGGAAGGAAACUAUGACAUUGUCGGCCUCAACUUUCCCGUCUUCUUUUGUCGCGAUCCCAUCCAAGGACCAGACGUCAUCCGCUCCCAGUCCCGCAACCCGAGCAACUUCCUUCUAGAUCAUGACGCCCUCUUUGACUUCCUUGCCAACAACCCCGAGGCCAAUCAUGCCGGACUCAUGUUGUUCAGCGACCACGGAACCCCCCAAGGAUGGCGCUUCAGCCAUGGCUACGGCUGCCACACGUUUAAAUGGGUCAACGCUGACGGAGAGUUCAUGUACGUCAAGUACCAUUUCAUCGCAAAGCACGGCCAGAAGCAAUUUACCGAUAGUGAGGCAAUGCAAAUGUGUGGCGAAGACCCGGAUUACUCUAAAAGGGAUCUCUGGGAGGCUAUUGAGAAGGGUGAGGACGUUGAGUGGACGGUGCAUGUUCAGAUCAUGGAUCCUAGACAGGCGGACCCUGACACCCUCGGCUUCGAUCCUUUCGAUGUCACCAAGAUCUGGCCUAGAUCUGAGUUCCGCAUGAAGGAACUUGGAAGACUAGUGCUUAACAAGAACCCCGAGAACUUCCACAGAGACGUGGAACAGGCUGCUUUCUCGCCUGGCAGCAUGGUCCCCGGUAUUGAAGACUCGCCCGACCCUCUUCUCCAGUUCCGCAUGUUCCUCUACCGCGAUGCUCAAUACCAUCGUUUAGGCACCAACCUGCACCAAAUCCCCGUCAACUGUCCUUUCAUGGCCAAGUCAUACGCCUCGCCCUUUGACCGUCCUAUGCAUGUAGACACCGACCGCGCGGGCAGCAAGCAAUACCCCCUAAAUAGCUUUGCUCACAAGUUUAGACCCGAUACAGACGAAGCCCCCUACGAGGUCAACGAUAAUUUUGUGAGUAGGGUGAGCCACUACUGGCAUGAGGGGAAAAAGCACGACUAUGAUCAGGCCAGAGACCUCUGGACAAGAGUCAUGAGCGAGCAGGAGAAAAAGAAUACUUGCUACAACACGUCCAAGGGCCUUGGACGAAUCAAGUAUCUCGCGCAGGUGCAUAUCAUCUCGGUAGACUAUGCACAAGGAAUCUACAAUCUUCUUGACGAGCCUCAGUUCGACUUCUCCAAGGUCAAGAAGCUUGCUGAGACGAUAUUUGCUGAGGCUGCGGAUGACUGGUAUAAGGAGCCAAAGUUCAGAGCCAAACCUGGUUCGAAACUCGUAGGAUAUCCUCCUGAGAUAGCAGUGUAUCAACCAUGA
Messenger RNA from Fusarium pseudograminearum CS3096, 1743 nucleotides. RefSeq lists its product as uncharacterized. Lineage: Eukaryota; Fungi; Ascomycota; Sordariomycetes; Hypocreales; Nectriaceae. Gene Ontology annotation, cellular component: peroxisome; cytoplasm; mitochondrion. Gene Ontology annotation, molecular function: catalase activity; heme binding. Bases 1 to 1743 code for a protein of 580 amino acids. The transcript is spliced from 7 exons. Gene Ontology annotation, biological process: response to hydrogen peroxide; hydrogen peroxide catabolic process. The record is from RefSeq and is a predicted model, not a curated record.